Messenger RNA from Oldenlandia corymbosa var. corymbosa, 1146 nucleotides. The record is from the annotation of a GenBank genome assembly. Lineage: Eukaryota; Viridiplantae; Streptophyta; Magnoliopsida; Gentianales; Rubiaceae.
AUGCUGGACGACAGAAUAAGACUUCAGGGAAGCAAUUUCACAGAUGUCCAGACACUUGAACGUCUCAAGAAACCGUCCUCAGCAGCAUCCCGAGAUGAACAACCAGAGGCGGAAUCACAGGAGGAUACACAGGGAAACCCCAACACACAGCAAGACCUUGCUGCUCUUUAUGAAAAAUUCUACCAAUUCAUUAUCACGAUGAGCAAAACUGUUUUAGACAUUCGUGAGAAGGAAAUGGAGUUAAAAAUCGAACCAGAUGAACAAGCAAAGCAAACAAUCAAGAUCCUAACAGAUGCAAUAGUGUCGAUGAGUAGAAAAAUGCCUCUGCCUUCAGUGGGGAAAUCCGUGCCUACUUCAAAAGAAGUGGUGGUUGAUGAACAACAAACUCAACCACAAGGGGCACAGGGACUGGAUCAAUUGAGCCAGACAAAUGAUGAGGCUUCUCUUCCAGUGUGGAAAUCCGUGCCUACUUCAAAAGAAGUGGUGGUUGAUGAACAACAAACUCAACCACAAGGAAGACAGUUAAAGACAACCUGGGAGAAGAACACUGAGGAAGAUAUCACAGGAAGUGCUGAUUUGGAUAAAGAUAUCAAUGAGACUAUAGAAGCAGAAGAAUAUCCAGUACCAUCUGCACUCGACGAAACAAAGAAUCCCACUCCUUCCAUCGAUGAAAUCAUAAGAAGGGCCAGUGCACCAGCUUCAGAACCAUUAAGUGAUACCAAAAAACUAGAGAUGAUUGCCGCUGCUGCAGAACAAGUUGAGAAGAACUCAAAGGUGGUUGAAGCAGUCCCUUUAAGCAUAAUUCCACCCGAUUGGAAUAUUUCUUCUACCACGGGUGGUCUACUGAUGCUGGAGAAAAAUGAGUGUACCACGCCACCGCCUGCAAUCUCAAAGAAAGCUGAUGAGCUUGAUGAAGAGUUAACAAAGACAGUGGAAAAGAUCCUCAAUGAAAAACCUAAGAGGAGAAAUCCACCAAGAGUCCACCGGUUGCCCGAACGGUUCAGGUCGCCAUUCAUGCUGCAGAAGAAAAACAAGAAAAAAUUAAUACAGUGGACAGAGGAGAAGAAGAAAAUGACCCAAGAAGAAGCCCUGUUGAUAGACUUCGCUCUCUUGCAGAGACAAGAAGAAAUAGUUAAAUCAGGAUAA